Achroia grisella is the source of this 2382-nucleotide messenger RNA. RefSeq lists its product as uncharacterized. The coding region runs from base 1 to 2382 and encodes 793 amino acids. Lineage: Eukaryota; Metazoa; Arthropoda; Insecta; Lepidoptera; Pyralidae. The transcript is spliced from 3 exons. The record is from RefSeq and is a predicted model, not a curated record.
AUGCCGACUACGAGAAGCCAAGCCCCGGGAGCAGAGAAAAAGACCACGCGGGAAAAUGAACAGACAGAAGCGUCCCCUUCAGAAACCACGCAGAUGUCCGCGUCCGCCGCGCCGUCGAGCGCGCCACAGGCACAAGCCGCCCGCGCCGCGUUUACCUCGGACUCCGCACCGGCGCCACCGUCGCAGCCGCCGACGACAGAUGUACGUCCGGCCCGGGCCGCGUCGGUGCGAUCGCGCCGCUCCACCGCUAGCGGUAUAGCUAUAUUAAAGAGGCUGGAGUACGAGGCAGCGCUACAGAUGGCGAAAUUACAGGCUGAUUUAAUUAGAAAGAAGUUGGCAGCCGAUGUCGCCGCGGUACAUGAAGAGACUGAUAGCGUGUGCUCCGAGGAAGGUGCCGGCCUGCAACGUAUAACGGAUUGGUUUCAACAAAGAGCCAACAGAAAGGCAAGCUUCACCGCCGAGGACGCCGAAGCAAAGACGGAGGUCCCCGCUCCUGAAGCCGGGAUGCAAGAAGGAUUCACCCGGUUGGCCAAAGCUAUUGAACGAGCUGUGGACGAACGAGCGGAUAGGGUAGCGCCGAGGCAAGCCCAAGAUCUCCCGAUCUUCAGCGGCGAAGCAAGUGAAUGGCUAGCGUUUAAGGCGGCCGUAGACCAGUCUACAAAGACGUACAGGAUCACACCAGCGGAGAACCUGGCCAGGCUGAGGGCCUGCUUACGUGGAAAAGCGAGAGAGACAGUCGCAGCGUUACUCGUAUCCGCUACAGAACCGUCGCAGAUCAUGAGGACGUUGGAGCAGCGGUACGGCCGGACAGAGGCCAUCAUCGACCGCGCCCUCAAAGAUCUGAGAAGGAUGCCGGUAAUAGGAACAUCGACAACAGAGGUGAUUGACUUCGCCAUUAAACUACAGAACAUCACCACCAUCGUCGCGGAUAUCGACAGGGGGGCGAGAUUUCUACAUAAUCCCGCGCUUGAGAGUGAAGUGUCAGAGAAGCUGGCCCCUCACUUACAGGUCCACUGGUGUCACUACGCUGAAAAAAACAAGGAGGACACUAGACCUACGAUCAUCAAGAUGGCAGAGUUUUUAAUGAGCGAAGCCGAUCUCAUGACCCGACAUCUGCGAAUAGCAUCACCAACGAGACGAACGAGCGCGCUACCCACGAAGCAGCCCCCGAAGCAACCCACUAGGCAACCCAUACCGAAAGCAACGAUGUCGGCACCUCGGCGACAGAUGACGGAUCGUGGCGCGGCCGUAUACGCCGCCGUAGAAAAGAGCGAACAGAGUACCGAAUUUCUGUUGCGGCGCCGCACACCCACACCACGCCCUGCUGCACCCCCAGAAGAACCGCCGAAGCGGCAAGAGGACACCGCGAUUACAGCCGCAGCACGCUUGCCAGAGAACAGCCAAGUGUUGUUAAAGGUGUGUCCCAUCAUCGUGAAAGGCAAGACGGGACGCGAAGUAGAGACGUACGCGAUGCUAGAUGAAGGCUCGACGGUUACACUCAUCGAUGCGGAGAUCGCAGAACAGAUCGGAGCCGAAGGUCCGACGCGAUCUCUGAGAAUUCAGGGAGCGGCCUCGAGCUGGCACGAAGCCUCAAGCCGAGUGGCUGAUGUCAUCAUCAGAGGGCGACACCAUACGGACGAAGAACACUCGGUGAGGGCGCGUACGAUCCGGGAUCUCACCCUAGGAACGCAGCGAGUGAACCCGGAAAUACUCGCGUACGGACACCUGCGACAACUCACUUGCGAGCAAGUGUGCUACGAAGAUGCCAGACCCAAGGUCUUGAUCGGGUCAGACAACUGGCAUCUGAUUGUUACGCGGAAGCUGCUCACAGGAAGGCACAAUCAACCCGCAGCGUCGCUGACACGACUGGGAUGGGUCAUCCACGGAACGGUACCCAGAAGUGUCGUGGAAGACGAGGAACAUGUCCUCCACGUGCGGUUGACACAGCGCAACGCCGAGCCAGACAUGCGGCAUAUAGAGGGCAUAAUAAAAGCGCAUUACGACAUCGACGCGUUGGGUAUAUCGUCGAAGAGAUUACCCAUCGCUAAUUUGCGCGCCGUCGCCACAUUCAACCGCACAGCGACGAGAGUGGAUGGGCGAUACGUCGUAGGAUUGCCGUGGGAGAGAGAUAACGUCGUUCUACCUCCCAGCUACGACAUGGCAGCGAGCCGACUGAGGGGAAUAGAGCGGCGGAUGGAUCGCUCUACGGAAUUCCGGCUGGCGUAUACCGCGGAGAUAAACAAGUUGUUGGACAAGGGUUACGCCGAGAAAGUAACCGACGACCGGUUCAACAACGACCGCGCGUGGUACCUUCCCCAUUUCGGAGUGACGAAUCCGAAUAAACCCGGAAAGUGCGACUGUAUUCGACGCCGCGGCCCGUAA